Molecule: messenger RNA, 3559 nt
Organism: Xiphias gladius (swordfish)
Lineage: Eukaryota; Metazoa; Chordata; Actinopteri; Istiophoriformes; Xiphiidae
Gene: smad2
Product: SMAD family member 2
Exons: 11
Coding region: 408-1832 (474 amino acids)
Biological process (GO): SMAD protein signal transduction; anatomical structure morphogenesis; cell differentiation
Cellular component (GO): heteromeric SMAD protein complex
Molecular function (GO): DNA-binding transcription factor activity, RNA polymerase II-specific; I-SMAD binding; RNA polymerase II cis-regulatory region sequence-specific DNA binding
Source: RefSeq, a predicted model, not a curated record
UCAUCCCGGCGGCUCGGAUGUGGAAAAUACUGUUUAAAGUCUCUCUGAAUGCAUUUAUGAUGAACAAGCAGGCUUUUCUGACAGGUACCCGAGUGACCGUUCGGUGUCCUUUCAUCUCCUCGUUUGGUUUUUUUGGAUGUGCUGCUCUCCGCUCCCUAUGUUCUGUGCUUUCCAUCUGAUAUUUCCAAAGACUCCUCAAGAUCUAUGCCUUAGUUCUGAUUGGACAUUAUUUAAAAAUACGUACAUAUAUUCUGUAUAUAUAGCUUUAUAAAUUUCUGAUAGGAAUUCAGGUGACAACCAUCACCUGUAUCACCCUUCUUCCCCUGUCCCUCUUCUUCACAUCAGAUUAAGAGGAGCAUCAGAACACACUUUGGUCCAAACAUACGCACACACAUAGAUAGGCCACCAUGUCCUCCAUCCUUCCUUUCACUCCCCCAGUAGUGAAACGCCUCCUCGGAUGGAAGAAGACUCCAACAGGUAGCGGGGGAGCAGGAGGAGGCAUAGGAGGAGUAGGGGAGCAGAAUGGAGGAGGACAGGAGGAGAAAUGGUGUGAAAAAGCUGUGAAGAGCCUGGUGAAGAAGUUGAAGAAGACGGGUCAGCUGGAUGAGCUAGAGAAAGCCAUCAGCACACAGAACAGCAACACAAAGUGUGUCACCAUACCUAGCAAUUGCUCAGAUCUAUGGGGUCUAGGCUCAGGCCACACGAUAGAGCAGUGGGACUCUGCAGGCAUGUACGGAUACCCUGACCACAGCAGGUCACUGGACGGGCGUCUUCAGGUGUCCCAUCGUAAGGGCCUGCCACACGUCAUCUACUGCCGCCUGUGGAGAUGGCCUGACCUUCACAGCCACCAUGAGCUGAGGGCCAUUGACACCUGCCAGUACGCCUUCAAUCUCAAGAAGGAUGAAGUCUGUGUCAAUCCGUACCAUUACCAGAGAGUGGAGACGCCUGUUCUGCCUCCAGUGUUGGUGCCACGCCAUACAGAGAUUCUGACAGAGCUUCCGCCUCUAGAUGACUUUACAAACUCCAUCCCUGAAAAUACCAACUUUCCUGCUGGUAUAGACCCUCCUAAUAACUAUAUACCAGAGACUCCUCCACCUGGCUACAUCAGUGAGGAUGGAGAGACCAGCGACCAGCAGAUGAAUCAAAGUAUGGAAUCAGGCUCACCAGCAGAAAUGUCACCAAGCACCCUGUCGCCUGUCAGUCAUGGCCUGGACCUUCAGCCGGUCACCUACAGUGAACCAGCAUUCUGGUGCUCUAUAGCCUACUAUGAGCUAAACCAGCGGGUUGGAGAGACAUUCCAUGCCUCACAGCCAUCUCUGACAGUCGAUGGUUUCACCGACCCCUCCAACUCUGAACGCUUCUGUUUAGGGCUUCUCAGCAAUGUGAACAGGAACGCAACUGUUGAAAUGACAAGGAGACAUAUAGGUCGCGGUGUGAGGUUGUAUUACAUCGGAGGGGAGGUGUUCGCCGAGUGCCUGAGCGACAGUGCCAUUUUUGUCCAGAGUCCUAACUGCAACCAGCGAUACGGAUGGCAUCCUGCCACAGUCUGCAAGAUACCACCAGGCUGUAAUCUGAAGAUUUUUAACAACCAAGAGUUUGCUGCACUCCUGGCUCAGUCAGUCAAUCAGGGGUUCGAGGCAGUCUACCAGCUAACCAGGAUGUGCACCAUCAGGAUGAGCUUCGUCAAGGGCUGGGGAGCAGAGUACAGACGUCAGACAGUAACCAGCACCCCUUGUUGGAUUGAGCUGCAUCUUAAUGGCCCCCUCCAGUGGUUGGAUAAAGUGCUGACCCAGAUGGGCUCACCUUCAGUGCGCUGCUCCAGCAUGUCAUAAACAGGGUCCUGCUGAUGCGGACGGAAAGUCAGACUGACAUUUCACAAUGUUUGAACAGUAUGUCCUAAAGGAGACAACCAUGCGGUCUUAAACUGAUGUACUAACAGCAUUUUGAAAACAAAACAAAAACAAACAAAAAAUGAUUACACAAUGGACCGGGAGAUGAGUGAAUGACAGGACUAAUGGACAAUAGUGGAAUGUUAAGAGUGAUGUCACACUGGACCUGAUUACCUUUGGCUCUGUUGGAUCAACGUCAGGCUGACAUUCCAGUAAUCAUGGACCUAAUAAUAAUUGAAAUCACCCUGCAGUAUCAAAAUGACGAGAGUCAUGUCGUAACGGACCGGACUGCAUUGAUGUUUUAAUUAUUUGACCGAGGCUCUGAUUCAGAAACACAAAGCAGGGCCGGGCUCUAGUGUCCUCCUCAAUGACACAUCAAAGGCUGUUUCUGGGAUUGACCAUGUGACCUUUUUAGUUACAGGACAGUGUCUCGAACCACUAGUCCACCUUGCCUCUUCACACCUACCAUAGCACAAGCUUUGACUCGGCAUCAAUAUUUCCGCUCACACAAGUUUGACUAAAAGAAGUACUGCCACUCCAGGGUCGCGUUCAACCAAAGUCAACUUCACACCUGAAUCAUGAAUUUCUUAGCAUUUCUCGGUUUUGGUGACCAAACUUCCUGUCCAUUCUUAUAUCCACUUUUCUUGCUUCUCUCCCAAUCAGUCGUAGGUUGUCGUGACCACAGAUCUGACUACGACGGACUGCACGGUCUUCAGUUCUUAGAGGGGUGUCCACUGGGACAACAAGUUUAUGUCUGUAAUUAAUAUCACGUACCCCGCCUUCACAUGUUCACGUGCACACACAUACUGUAACAGACACUUUUGCAGUUCAUACAUCACUUAACUAGCUAUUUUAACACGAUUGUUUUGACAUAACAAAAAUGAAUUUCCUCUUUGUGCUAAAUGUCGAUUGGUGCUAUUCAACUAAAAGUGUGCAGUUGGGCAGAUGUUUGAGCGUGGAUCAGAGCUGAAACAAAAGGACUAUGACUUUUAUUCUUCUGUGAGGAAUUUUUAAUUUUAAAGUGUGGACAUUUGCUAACCAGCACAGAUAACUGGAAUGAUUAAGCUAAGGAAUCAUCAGAGUAAGAGCGUAUGACAUGUCACCCUUGUGGAACUCCAGCUUAAAUCUUUCAACUUUUAGAAACUAAUACAUGCAGAAGGAGUUAUCCACAGAUAGUUUUCUGGGCCCAAAAGGAUACACUAUCUCUCUUUCUCUCCUGCAUGUUUUUGCUCUCUCUCUCCCAUUGUCUCCAUUUUUCCAAUUAUCUCAUCUUGUAUAUGGAGGGGAGUCCUAUGUCAGCCUUAGUCAGGAUCAGGACUCAGUGUAAACCCAAGAGUCAAAACUUCAGUGUCGCCCCCUGCUGUUUAGAAGACAAAAAGAUAAACGGUCAUCACUUAACGUUUCACUGAUGCAGAAAAUGUGCAAGUCUCUCUUUAUUAUAUACUUGGACUGAUGCGCGGUUUUCUCCAUUGACAUUUUAUUUAUAGGAAAAGUCCUGCAGUGUGGGACUUUAAAUAUUGCCCCUGAACUGUACUUGCACUGCCCCAAAUCAAGCACCCAUAAGAAAGAUGCCUUUGAUGUAAAAUACAGCAAAAUAUGCUUUGAAAUGUACAGAUAGGAAUGUUGAAAAUCCCAUUUGAAGUAAAAAAAAAAAAAAAAAAAAAAAAAAA